GCUGAGGCCUUCUUCCCCUUUGGUUGCCUAGGGCUAGGAGAAGUCUGAAGAGAUCUGGGUGGAGCAUCUCUGAGCUCUAUCCUGGGACCUAAAAACCCACCCUGUGCUUUGCCUUUUCCCUUAACCCAUAUCCUGUCAGCAUUAAAGCUCAAGGUUGCUCCAGAGCUCCGCGUCUCACAGGAGGGAAGACUAAAGAGCAUGUAAUAUGAACAUCCCUGAGGCCCUCGGAGCCGGGACUGAGACGAUGAGUGAAGCAAAUAGGGCCAGUGAAGCAGACAUGGCCAGUGCAGGAGAGAUGACCCAUGGAGCCCAGCAGCGGAUGGCCACGAUCUUGGAAUUAAUGAGCAAGAAGCAGCUGAGGGAGUUCCUGCUGAAGCUGCCUGAUAAGGAUCUCUGCCAGCACUCUCUGGGGGCGACCCCAGCGCAACCAGAAGAGAUGGGUCACAUGGAGGUGGCCUCUUGCCUUGUGGCUCAAUACGGGGAGCAGCAGGCCAGGCAGCUUGCCCUGCAGACCUGGGAGCAGAUGGGCCUGAGAAAGCUGUGUGCCCAAGCCUGGAAAGAGCCAGCUAUGAAGUCAGGAAUCAAAGAAAAAUACCAGAACCAAAGGAAAGAGAGUUCCUGCCCCACUCAGUCAUGGAGAAAUGAAUAUUUGCCCCAAAAAUUCACACAGCUGCUACUUCUACGCAGAUCUCAACCCAGAGGACAUGACUUUCUGCUCAGGAGAAGAAGGAAUCACGAGGUGAUAGAUGAACAAGGACAUUUGAUGGAGAUUGGAGACUUAUUUGGCCCAGGCCUGAGUACCCAGGAGGAGCCUCCCACUGUCGUGGUACAUGGGGCUGCUGGAAUCGGUAAGUCAACCCUGGCCAGGCAGGUGAGGAGAGCCUGGGAGGAAGGCUGGCUCUUCAGGGACCACUUCAAGCAUGUCUUCUACUUCAACUGCAGAGAGCUGGCCCAGUCCAAGACAAUGAGUUUUGCUGAGUUCAUCACAAAAGAUUGGACUGCUCCUGAUGCUCCUCCCAUUGGGCAGAUCCUAUCUCAGCCAGAGCAGCUGCUCUUCAUUCUUGAUAACUUAGGUGAACCAAAAUGGGACUUGAAGGAGCAGAGUUCUGAGCUCUGUCCACACUGGAACCAGCAGCAGCAGGUUCACACACUGCUGGGCAGUUUGCUGAAGAAAAUCAUACUUCCCAAGGCUUCCCUGCUUAUCACAGCUCGGAGCACAGCUCUGCAGAGGCUCAAAACUUCCUUAAAGCAUCCUUGCUGGGUGGAGGUCCUAGGAUUCUCUGAGUCAGCCAGGAAGGAGUAUUUCUUCCAAUAUUUCACAGAUCAGAGCCAAGCAAUUAAAGCCUUCACCUUGGUUGAAUCCAACCCGGCUCUCUUGACCAUGUGUCUCAUGCCCUUGGUGUCCUGGCUGGUCUGCACUUGCCUAAAGCAGCAGAUGGAGCAGGAGAAACCACUCUCACUGACCUCCCAGACCACCACAGCCCUCUGUCUGCACUACUUUUUCCACGUUCUCCAGGCUCAGUCCCUUGGGACUAAACUGAGGGGCCUCUGCUCUUUGGCUGCUGAAGGCAUAUGGCAAGGAAACACUCUAUUCAACCCAGAGGACUUCAGGAAACAUGAGUUAGAUGAGGCCAACAUCUCUACUCUCUUAAACACGGGUGUUCUUCAAGAGCACUCCACCCCUCGGAGCUACAGCUUCAUUCAUCUGUGCUUCCAGGAGUUCUUUGCAGCAAUGUUCUAUGCGUUAGGUGAUAGAGUGCUGAAAAGUGAUUGCUUUAAUAACAUCAAAAUUAUAACAGACUUGACAGAUGUAUAUGACAAGGAUGACCUUUUUGGGGAACCAACCACAUGUUUCCUGUUUGGCCUUCUGAGUGAUCAGGGGAUGAGAGAGAUGGAGAGCAUCUUCAAAUGCAGCCUGUCUCGGGAGCGGCAUUCCUAUCUGCUGCAGUUGGCCAAGAGUGAGGUCCUUGAGAAGCAUCUGAACCUAGACCCAUAUUCUUGGCAUUUGCUGCACUGUUUUUAUGAGAUUCGGGAUGAAAACUUUAUGAAAAAUAUUUUCACUUUUCAUGAUAUAAGGAUAUGUGUCCAAACUGACAUGGAGCUCUUGCUGUUCAGUUUCUUUUUCACUUUCUGCCACCACAUUAAAAGGCUUCAACUGAAUGCAGGUGGACAACACAGACAAGCAGGAAGGACUCCCUGUGCAUUUCUGCUGGUCAACUGUGGCCUCACAAAUGACUGUUGCAAGGACCUGGCCUCCAUGCUGGCUACCAGCUCCAGCCUGACAGAGCUAGACGUGCAGCAAAACGACCUGGGCAACCUUGGUGUAACACUGCUCUGUGAAGGGCUCAGGCAGCCUGCCUGCCAACUCAGGAACCUGUGGCUGGACCAGACUCAGCUGAGUGAGGAGGUGAAAAAGAUGCUGGGUCUCCUGCAGCAGGAGAAGCCUCAGCUGGUCAACAUCGCUCAGUCCACAUUUAAUGACUUCCAGGACCUGAGGGAACAGAUUUUACGGGUUAAGGACACAGAAGAUAUUCCAAUGAUUUUGGUUGGCAAUAAAUGUGUCCUGGAAGAUGAGCGAGUAGUUGGCAGAGAACAAGGGAAAAUGACCAAUUCUGUGUCUAGGGAGCCAAGUGAAACGGUCACUGAGAUUGUCCCAGGUGGAGGACAGAUGAGUGAUGGCACAUCUCCACCCCAGUGGCAGACAUCAGAACCAGAGAAGAGCUCCCCUCAAGUAUUACAGAAUCCCUACUGUCUGUCAUCUUAUGAACCUCUGCGGAACCAACCAGUGGAGCCUCUAAGGAUGGAUGAUGCCUUCUGGGGCCCCACAGGGCCCGUGGCUACAGAGAUGGUUGACAAAUUCAGGAGUCUGUACCGAGUUCACUUCCCUGUGGCUGGUUCCUACCACUCUUCCAAAAUGGGGCUCUACUUUGUGGUGAGAAGGCCAGUGACCAUUGAGAUUGAAUUCUGUGCUUGGGACCAGUUCCUGGACCAGACUGUCCCACAGCACAGCUGGAUGGUUGCAGGGCCUCUUUUUGACAUCAAGGCUGAACCAGGAGCUGUGGAAGCUGUGUACCUCCCUCACUUUAUAGCCCUCCAAGAGGAACAUGUGGACAUCUCAUGUUUCCAAGUCGCCCACUUUAAAGAGGAUGGGAUACUUCUGGAGAAGCCAACAAGGGUGGAGCCACGUUACAUAGUCCUUGAGAACCCCAGCUUCUCCCCCAUAGGAGUUCUACUGAGGAAGAUCCACUCUUUCCUGAACAUCCCUGUCAUCUCCAAUGUGCUGCUCUACCAUCGCCUCCAUCCUGAGGAAAUCAACUUUCACCUCUACCUAAUCCCCAGUGACUGCACCAUUGAGAAGGCCAUAGAUAAUGAAAAAAAGAAGUUCCAGUUUGUGCAAAUACACAAGCCACCCCCGCAGACUCCGCUCCACAUAGGCUCCCGAUAUAUUGUGUCUGGUUCACAGAAAAUGGAAAUACUGCCUGAGGAACUGGAGCUCUGCUAUCGAAGCCCUGGGGAACCCCAGCUCUUCACUGAGUUCUACGUUGGUCAUUUGGGGCCAGGGAUUCGGCUGCAGAUUAAAAGCAAAGAUGAGACUGUGGUAUGGGAGGCCUUGGUGAAAUCAGGAGACCUCAGACCGGAAGCUACUCUGGUCUCUCCAGCCCUAGCAGCCUCACCUUCACCCCCAGAUGCCCCAGACUCACUACACUUUGUGGACCAACAUCGGGCACAGCUGGUGGCUCGAGUGACUUCGGUGGACGCAGUCCUAGACAAGCUGCAUGGACAGGUGCUGAGCGAGGAACAGUAUGAGAAGGUGCGGGCUGAGCCCAUCAAUCCAGACAAGAUGAGGACGCUGUUCAGCUUUAGCAAGUCCUGGGACUGGGCCUGCAAAGAUCAGCUCUUCCAAGCCCUGAAGGAGACCCAUCCUCACCUAAUUGAGGAACUCUGGGAGAAGUGACGCAGUGGAGGAGACUAUCGGGGCUACUGACAAGCUCGGCAGCUGCAGUCUGAACACCUGCUUAUGAGUCCUGGCUCUGACUGUCCAUGCUUUGGGUCUAGGUUUCUACAAGUCUAAACACAUUGCCAACACCCAGCAAGAGUGGCUCAGUUGGUUAGUGUCAUCCUGUGCAUGGAAGGGUUAUUGGUUUGAAUCCUGGUCAGGACAUAUACCUGGGUUGCAGGUUUGAUUCCCAGUCAUGACAUGUAUGGAAAGCAAUGUAUAAUGUU
Molecule: messenger RNA, 4224 nt
Organism: Pipistrellus kuhlii (Kuhl's pipistrelle)
Lineage: Eukaryota; Metazoa; Chordata; Mammalia; Chiroptera; Vespertilionidae
Product: NACHT, LRR and PYD domains-containing protein 1
Exons: 14
Coding region: 206-3955 (1249 amino acids)
Biological process (GO): innate immune response; regulation of apoptotic process; inflammatory response
Cellular component (GO): canonical inflammasome complex
Molecular function (GO): GTPase activity; GTP binding
Source: RefSeq, a predicted model, not a curated record